UGGGCACUGCGGGCCGGGGCGCGGACCGCCGAGCGGCCGUUGUGGCGUUUUUCUCUCGUCCCAGCUGUGUGGACAGUGCCACACGCCCUCUGAACAACAACGGCUCUUGCGUGCCUGUCCCAGUGUUUCUUCUGUCAGAGAGCCCAGCAGAGCCGCAGUUCUUUCAGUGCCAGCCCUGAGCUGAGCGAGGAGUGCCCAGGCGAGAUGGUAAAGAUGACAAAAUCCAAAACUUUCCAAGCUUAUCUGCCAAACUGUCACCGAACGUACAGCUGUGUCCACUGCAGAGCCCACCUGGCCAAUCACGACGAGCUGAUCUCCAAGUCCUUUCAGGGAAGCCAGGGACGCGCCUACCUCUUCAAUUCUGUGGUGAACGUGGGCUGUGGCCCCGCAGAGGAGAGAGUCCUUCUCACUGGCCUCCACGCCGUUGCAGACAUCUACUGUGAGAACUGCAAAACCACGCUCGGGUGGAAAUACGAACAUGCCUUUGAGAGCAGUCAGAAAUAUAAGGAAGGAAAAUUUAUUAUUGAGCUUGCCCACAUGAUCAAAGACAAUGGUUGGGAGUAGAGUGAAGGCCUCCUGUUCUCUUCUGAGUCCUGUUUUGUGAGAGACUUUAAUGGAAACAUAGGAGCAUCCUGGAUGACAAUAUUCCUUGAACUUGAACCUUGCAAGCCGGCCUCUUCUGACCAUCCCAUGGGUAAGGCUCCCUCGGUCUAUGUCUUCAUGUAUGUGGUCGUUUCUGAAAUGUUUCAGUGACCUUUUUCUAAUGUUUCACAUUCUAGAGAAAGAAUUAACCAACUGAUGAUUUACCCGUCUAGUUAAUACCUUCUUUAACCUAUGCCUUUAAGAUAAAGUUUGGCUGCUCUUUCAUGUUUGAUAGAAAGAGACCGAAUCUCUACAGACCACAGUGACAGGGUCUCUUUAGAGAGCAGGUUCACCCUGUCAUUUAGAAUGAAGGUUUUAUAGGCCACUUUUUUCCUAAUUUGCAAAAUUACAAAUUGGUUAUUUCUCUUGCAAAUGAGCUGUUAAGUCAUAGGGCUCAUUUCAGAAUCUUCCAGAAGCAGUCACAAAUCUGUACACCAAGGGUGUGUUUUUUAGCCUUGUUCAAAAACAGAAGAUACCAUUGAUAACGUUUUAGAUAAGCUAUAGAGAAGUGGGUCUAAUGCAACAUCUUGUUAUUUAAGCCAGUAGCUUCCUUAUCUAGAAAGCAAAUGAACUAGUCGUUAGCGGAGACUGUUCCAGGGGCCCGCGGCGCAGCUGCGCCAGGACCACAGCCCUGGACACGGGGCUCCGGAGGGGGGGCUCAGCCAGGCACUGAGGGGCUGCUCCAUGGAGUAAUAGUUUAACACACUGGACCGAGUAAAUCGGAUUUCCUUUUCUACUCUGAUGUACUUGAAGAAAAAUUAUUUUUGCAUAUGAGAGAGGCCAGAACUAACAGGAUAAACUUUCAAACUUGAGAUUUGGUAGAUUGUUUUAAUGUUUUCAGAAGAGGUUAAAAUUGCAAGACAGGUUUAAACUUUGUAAAUGGGAUGUUUGCUCAGCGGGUCCCACUGCCUUGCCUGGUCUGUCCCAUGGGCUGACACACAAGGGGCCUGGGCAGUCUCCUAAGUCCUGAGUUGCCGCCACGUGUUUCAAGUUUCGAUCCACCCGUGCUUCAGCAGGGAGUGGGCCCGACACAGGUUUUUGGCCAAUCUGCAGAAAAUUGAGGUCAAAAACUUUUCCAAGUAAGUUUUGUUUUUCGCUGUUCUGACUCCAGCCUGUGGGCCCAGCCUGCUGCUGCAGGUGUGUGGGGAGGCCUUCUGUGUGGUCACCAUGGCGUGAGACUCCCUGGGUCCCAGCACCAAGGGCAGGAACAGGGCCCCGGGCAGGCAGUGUGCCCAGGUGUUUCUCGGCCUGUAGGACGGCUCUGAAACUGCCUUUGGGUGAGGCUAGUCCGGCGGCAGCAAGCCUGAGCCCCUCCCCUUAGCACAGAGCUCCCGGCCAUGCAGGCAGGAGGCUCCCCUGCCGGUUCCGGUUUGGCCGCUGCCCUCUCGGCACCACCUCUGCCUGUCUUGCCGCCUUGGAACAUGGGAACGUGGCGGCCCCGACUCCAGGGUGGGUUCGCACAGAGGAGCCCCUGCCGCUUGUCAGCCGAGAAGGGAAGACCUUUGUGCAGCUGUGGAAGCCUCCCUUCCAGCAGGUGCUCCAGCUGGCGGCUGCUUCCCUGAGCUGUGUCCAAAGAUCUGGGCUGUGCCAGCGUCUGUCCGACCUGGCGUCCGGCGCGCAGCCCCGGGGCUCGCUGCCGUGGCUGAAACCUGCAGAGGCCUCAACCGCGAGCACCUGCGCGGUCCCAGUGGCAACGGAAGGGCCUGAAGGACGCCGCCCGUGGGAAGUGAGUACUAACUGCAAACGUGGCCUAAGCUGACUCCCCUUCUCGUUUGGGGUCCUCUACGAGCCUCACGCUGCACCCGGCGGCCGGACCAGGGCAGCGGCCCGAGCGUUUCUCCGUGAGGUCUUCACUUCAGCUGAAGGAUCUUUCUAAAAUUCUUCUGACCAAUUUUUGUAUAUACUAAACUUAUAUUUAAAGCUUUUAUAUGUUCUGGGCAAUUUUACUGGUCCUUCCAUUUGAGCACUUUGGUUUUGUAUCGUCGGUUGUGAUGACAUUGAAACCUUUUUCCUAGCGGUCUUAUGACUUGUGGUUUUUGUUUUUUUUUGGUAAUUGAUACAAAUACUCUUA
Messenger RNA from Miniopterus natalensis, 2713 nucleotides. RefSeq names its product yippee like 1 (gene YPEL1). NCBI's taxonomy places the organism in Eukaryota, Metazoa, Chordata, Mammalia, Chiroptera, Miniopteridae. The record is from RefSeq and is a predicted model, not a curated record.